Patella vulgata (common limpet) is the source of this 3513-nucleotide messenger RNA. RefSeq names its product carnitine O-palmitoyltransferase 1, liver isoform. The record is from RefSeq and is a predicted model, not a curated record. Bases 150 to 2453 code for a protein of 767 amino acids. Gene Ontology annotation, cellular component: mitochondrion. Gene Ontology annotation, biological process: carnitine metabolic process; fatty acid metabolic process. Gene Ontology annotation, molecular function: carnitine O-palmitoyltransferase activity. NCBI's taxonomy places the organism in Eukaryota, Metazoa, Mollusca, Gastropoda, Patellidae. The transcript is spliced from 22 exons.
UAUCAACAUCAACAGACAACUUGGACUUUGUACCUUUCGUUCAAGUUUAGUUAUUAUCCGUAGCGUAGAUUUACCUAUUUUGGUUUGCGUAAACAAGGUGAACGGAGGUCGGAAGAUAAGACAGGUCCAAUAGUGCAAAAUCAGGAAUUAUGGCAGAAGCACAUGCUGCUGUAGCAUUUUCCUUCUCUGUGACACCAGAUGGUGUGAAUGUAGCUGUAAAUCAUGAAGCACUUUGGGCAGUGUUCUACAGUGGCACAGCAUCAUGGAAAAGAAAACUACACAGGAUACAGAACAGUUUUCAUAAUGGUAUUUAUCCAGCCUCACCUAUGAGUUGGUUGUUUACAUUAACCAUUGUUCUGGCAUUCGGUCUAGCUGGAGUAGAUGUUUCAUGGGGAAUAAUAAAGUACAUACAAAACCAUGUUCCGGGUAUCGACUAUGCUAAUGACACCAUUAAUUUUAUAAUAAGCUCGGCUAUAUUUGGUACUGUUCUAUGGGUUGCUGUUAUCAACUUUAUAAAGUUUUUUUUAAGAAUACUAUUCAAUUAUCAAAAUUGGAUGUAUGAAGUAAGAGGAAAGAAAGUUUCCUUAAAAACCAAAUUGUGGGUGGUUUUGGUUCGAGUGCUCAGUGGCCGUAAGCCGAAGUUAAACAGUUAUCAAGCAUCAUUACCUAAACUUCCUGUACCAAGUGUAGAGGGGACCAUGGAAAGGUAUUUGUUAUCUGUAAGACCACUGUUAGAUGAUGAAAAAUACAACCGUAUGGAAAAACUUGCCAAUGAAUUUAAGGAGGGUCUUGGUAACAAGUUACAACGUUAUCUUACCUUAAAAUCAUGGUGGGCUGCCAAUUAUGUAUCUGAUUGGUGGGAAGAAUAUGUCUACCUCCGAGGUCGUGCCCCCAUUAUGAUCAACAGUAAUUUCUAUGGAAUAGAUGCUGUCUAUGUUAAACCUACAGAUAAACCUUUGGCUAGAGCUGGUAAUGUGAUAUAUUCUAUGUUAAAGUUUAGAUGCUUAGUUGAUAGAGAAGAGCUUGAACCAAUUAUCCUGAAUAAGACUGUACCUCUCUGUUCGUCACAAUAUGAAAGACAGUUUAAUACAACUAGGAUUCCUGGUACUGAAACAGACAAACUUGUACAAUAUCAUGAUAGCAGUCAUAUAUCUGUGUACCAUAAAGGAAGAUAUUUUAAAGUGUACAUUAGAAGUAAAGGACGAUUACUUAUGCCCUGUGAAAUUGAAUACAUGCUACAGAAAAUUGUGGAUGAUGAUUCAGAACCUGCUGAGGGAGAAAAAGAAUUGGCAGCUCUUACAGCUGGUGAACGUGUAGCCUGGGCUAAAGCUAGGACUGAAUACUUCUCUAAGGGUAAAAAUCGAGCUUCUUUAGAUGCUAUUGAGAAGGCAGCUUUUUGUGUAUCUUUGGAUGAAGAUUCUCAAGACUUUAAUUUGGAAAAACCAAAGUUAUUAGAUGCCUAUGGAAAGGCUAUGUUACAUGGUAAAGGCUAUGAUAGAUGGUUUGAUAAAUCUUUUACACUUGUUGUUUGUUCAAAUGGAAGAAUUGGCUUUAAUGCGGAACAUUCUUGGGCUGAUGCACCAAUUAUGGCACAUCUGUGGGAAUAUGCCAUAUCUGAAGACAGUCUUCACUUGGGAUAUACUGAAGACGGUCAUUGCAAAGGUUCUCCAGAACAGACACCACCCAAUCCUAUCCGAUUAGAAUGGGAUAUCCCUAAACCGUGUCAAACUGUGAUUGAUCAACAACUUCAGAUAGCUAAACAACUGAUCAGUGAUGUUGAUCUUCAUCUUCUCGUACACACAGCAUUUGGUAAAGGUUUCAUUAAGAAAUGUAAAGUCAGUCCAGAUGCUUUCUUACAAAUUGCCUUACAAUUAGCUUAUUUCAGAUCUGCUGGUAAAUUCUGCCUGACUUAUGAAUCAUCUAUGACAAGAUUGUUCCGUGAAGGUAGAACUGAAACGGUUCGAUCUUGUACUAUUAAAUCUUGUGAUUUUGUCAAAUCUAUGACUGCCGGCACUCAAACAGGAAAAGAACUUAUUGCUAAAUUUCGUGAAGCAGCUGAUCAACAUCAACAAGGUUAUCGUGAUGCUAUGACUGGUAAAGGAAUUGAUCGUCAUCUAUUCUGUUUAUAUGUGGUAUCUAAAUAUCUAGGUGUUGAUUCACCUUUCUUAGCUGAAGUACUGAGUGAACCAUGGAGAUUAUCAACAAGUCAGACACCACAUCAGCAAACCAAUCGCAUAGAUUUAGUUAAACAUCCUAAACAAAUCUGUGCUGGAGGAGGAUUUGGUCCUGUUGCGGAUGAUGGUUACGGUGUAUCUUACAUUGUGGCUGGUGAAGACAUUAUCUUUUUCCAUAUCUCUUGUAAACGAUCCUGUUCAACUACUGAUGCUAACAAGUUUGGUGCUGCGAUAUGUAAAGCUAUGGCAGAUAUCCGUAAUCUAUUUGAAUCUAAUUAAAGAUUGUAGAAUUUAGGGCAUUUAUAUUUCAAGGCUAUAUGUGAUUGCUUAGACACCUUUAAAAGGAACAAUGUGCAUAAUGGCUGCACAAUAUCUGAAACUUUGUCCAUUUUAUGUUUUAUGUUAACUAUUAAUUUUAUAUUAUUUAAUUUUUAAGUAAACCAUAGGUUUUUAACGAGAUUUUAAGAAAGGGCCAAAAAGGCUUAGUGUUGAAUGCUUGACAUUAUUUAUAGAGUGCCGGUGAUGUUAACUUUGUUACUAAUUAACAACUGUGUGAACUAGUUUAUUUUGUGAUUUUUGAUCUAAUUUGCUAGGGGUUAUUUAUUUUUUUUUUUUUUUUGUAAUUGUCCAUCUAUGAAAUUUUACUAUCGGUACUUUACCUAUAUUCAUUCAGUCACACAUUGAUGGCUUCUAUAUUAAAACAUAAACAAAUUUUUAUAGAAUUCUCAUCCAGUUCAAAUAUUAUAAAUCCUUCUUUCAAACAUUCUGUUUAAUUUCUUUAUAACUUGAAUUUUUUCCUUUAAAUUCACUGAAGAAGCAUAUCAACUAAAACUUUAUUCAUGGCAUUUUAUGUCAAUACUAAAUGAUAUUAUAGGUUGGGAAGAAAAUUUUGUUUUAGCUCCAUUUGCAAUUUUUAUUGCUCAAUGUAUUCUUUUAUUAUUUAUUUUAAAUGCAAUUUUCAAUGCAAAGUUCUUUGAGAUUCAGGGUUAAACACAUAAUGUUCAAAUAUGCAUGCAUUUAUCACAGGAUGUAACAAAUUCAUCAUUUAUGAUUGUAUGAUAUAAUCAAUAACAUGUUACAAGUGAGGAAGAACCUCAUUAAGUUUGAUGCAAGAUAUGCAGGCAAAAGUUAUUUUAUCUUCAACAGUUUUAUUGUUAAAAUAUAGUAUAUUUUAAAAAUGUGUGUUUUAGUUAAAAAGAAAAAAAAAAUCAUUUUAGACCAAAUCAUUGUUUAGGGAAGUAAAACCACAUAGCAUUCCUGUAUUUAACUAUCAUUGAGGGAUGUUUUGGUUCUUCAUUAAAUAAAUUCUUGACAGAAAUAUAAACAUAUAUAAAUAUUG